AUGAAGGCCUGGAAGUUUCAAAGGGGCCUGAAAAAGGAGAUUUGCAAGCAUACAACCAUUUGGAAAAUGCAGGACUUUAUUACUCUAGUUGAUAAAGCCACCGUAGUAGAGGAGAGUUUGCAGAAGGACCUUGAGGUUGAGGCUUCGAAGAAGAGGCGAGUGCCUCCCAGUUCAUCUUCUGGUUUAAGGCAGUGUAACUGGAAGAAGAACAACAGUGGUGUUUCUCAAAGUACCACAUCGACUCCGGUUUGUCCUACGAGUGGUAGACCUCACUCGGGGAAGUGUUUGAAGGGUUCCGAAGCUUGUUUUCGGUGUGGUUGGAUGGGACAUCAAAAGAAAGAUUGUCGCAUGCCGAUGAACAAUGGAGCUUCAAAACAGUUAUAUGGAGGAGGUGCUCAGGCGCCGUGGGGUGGUCAGCAAGGGGGGACAGCCCAGGCUAGGGUGUACUCCUUAACUCCUGGCGACGCAGAGAAUGCGAGAGAUGUCAUCACAGGUACCAUAUGCAUGCUUUCCAAUAAAGAUGUUAUACUAUUCAACUCGGGGGCAAUGCAUUCCUUUAUCUCCCGAGGAUUUGUUAAACUGUGUGGAAUUGAGACUCAACAGUUAGAUUAUGAACUGGUAGUGACUACACCUUCAAGGAGAGAAGUGGUGUUUGGACCUUCGGGGAAGCAGGAAUACAAGUUCGUUGGGUCGUGCGUGCGUUAUGUGUCACAGAUCCUCUCAACUUUGCAGGUUAGUAGAUUACUUUUGGAAGGAUUCCAAGGGUAUCCGGUGUUUGUGAAAGAAACGCCGGUAGGGGAACGUGAACUGGAGGAGAUUCCUGUGGUGUGCGAGUUCCCAGAUGUGUUCCCAAAGGACUUGUCAGAAUUACCUUUAGAUCGUGAGGUGGAUUUUGGUAUAGAGUUGGUUCUUGGUACGACGCCAAUAUCGAAAGCUCUAUAUCGUAUGACUCCAGCAGAAUUAAGGGAGUUAAAGGAACAGCUACAGGAGCUUCUUAAAAAGGGGUGUAUUUGA
Molecule: messenger RNA, 1014 nt
Organism: Malania oleifera
Lineage: Eukaryota; Viridiplantae; Streptophyta; Magnoliopsida; Santalales; Ximeniaceae
Exons: 2
Coding region: 1-1014 (337 amino acids)
Molecular function (GO): nucleic acid binding; zinc ion binding
Source: RefSeq, a predicted model, not a curated record